This is a messenger RNA of Dibothriocephalus latus, 270 nucleotides long. Lineage: Eukaryota; Metazoa; Platyhelminthes; Cestoda; Diphyllobothriidea; Diphyllobothriidae. The record is from the annotation of a GenBank genome assembly.
GAAUCAAAGGCAGCCUAUAUUCUACUUCUAAUGAGCGGCUUUUGGGUGACUGGCGUCAUUCCUCUCUAUGUGACUGCUCUUUUUCCGCUUGUCCUUGCACCGCUCAUGGGACUGCUUCCCAGUGCUGUCAUAUCCAAGGCCUACCUUUCGAGCUCUACCUUCUUGUUCUUCGGCGGUAUGAUCUUAGCAACCGCAGCGGAAAAUACCAACUUGCAUCGUCGCAUUGCUGUUACAUCUAUGCACUACAUGGGUCAUGAUAUUCGCUUGUGA